AUGCCCUUACCAUGGCCGUUUUCCAGAAAGUAUCCCGAGAAACCCCCUGAAUUUGCAAAUGCGAAGGAAUUUGAUUACAUAGUAAUAGGAGGCGGUACAUCCGGCUGUGUCGUCGCAUCCCGUCUCAGCAAUCCAACCACCAUCCAAACCCCCAAAAUCCUCCUCCUCGAACGCGGUCCCACAAACGAUACCUACAAAUCACGAAUCCCCCUCCUCUCAUCCAACAUCUUCGACGCAUCAAGCGGCGCAAAAUCCUGGCUCUGCGAACCAAUGUCCCAUUGCAAUGGGAAACAAUCCUUUGUUUUUCGCGCAGAUGUAUUGGGUGGUGCGAGUAGACUUAAUAGUGAAGUGUAUACUCGUGGUACCAAAGGAGAUUAUGAAUUGUGGAAGAAGAUGGGGAAUGAGAAGUGGGGGUGGGAGGAUGUAGAGCCGGUUUUUAGGAGGGUGGAGAGGGUGGUUGGGGAGGAUGGGGCGGAAGUGGUGGAAAGGGGGAGGGGGAUAGGUGGACGAUGGAUUAUGAAGCGUUUUGGUUAUUGCGAUUGGGUUUGGAGAGCGCAGAGGAUGUUUGCGGACGCAGCUGAAGUAUUGGGGUUCCCUCGCAUUUCAGAUACAAACGUGGCAGAUGCUCCGAUUGAUGAAUUAGCUAUGUUAUACAGUACCAUCAGUGACGAUGGAAAACGAAAUUCCACUUUUCAUUCUUUUCUCCCUAAAGAACUUGCUUUGGAGAGAGAAAAUAAUUUGACUAUCUGUACUAAUACCACGGUUCACCGAAUUGUGUUUUCAGAUGAAAACGGAGUUCCUCGCGCUGAUAAAGUUAUCUUUGGAAGUUCUGAUCCGAAAUCUUCGAGGAUCUUUGAGGCUAAAGUGAAGAAGGAAGUUAUUAUUUGCUCUGGCGCACUAGGUUCACCUCAAGUUUUAAUGUUAAGUGGUAUUGGUCCUCGUAAACAUCUGGAAGAACACAAUAUCAAAAUCAUACAUGAUUUACCUGGUGUUGGCUCCAACUUAACCGAUCAUCCAAGUAUACCUGUUGCAUGGGAAGUACCAAUCGAAGAGUCAAUCACUCGAGUCGUAGUAUCUCCCUUAAAAGCAGUGGUCGAAAUCUGCAAGUAUCUUCUCUUCGGAACAGGCAUCAUGAGUUUUCCAUCUCAAACACUAAGCUUCUUCACCCGAUCCAAAUCACUCAACGAAGACUCCACCGGACCACUCAUCGCACAUUGUCCAUCCACAGAUACACCUGAAUCAUCUGAAAAUCUUCAUUCCAAAAAAUCAGAAGAUCUAAUUCCAGACAUCGAACUCAUGCCUUUACCCACAAGCGCCAUGGACGACAUAGAAGAACACCAAUCCAGCUUCUCCAAAAUAGGAAUCUUCUGCAUCCUCGCCACGAUCUGCAACCCUCAAUCCCGCGGUAGCGUUCGUCUGACAUCCUCAUCCCCUCAUUCCUUCCCCGCUGUCGAUUUCGGAAUAUUGUCCCACCCAAACGACCUAAUCAUUGCACAACGAGCCGUCCACCUUGCCCUCUCAUUCGGUAAAACCAUGCUUUCCUCUGGAUUUCCUCUCCUCCGUCCCAUAACCUUUCUAUCCGAAAACCAGAAUCUCGAUAUCGAGAAUGGAAAUCAAGAACAAAUGGAUCGAUUCAUACGUCAUCGGAUCCGAAAUACUUUUCACUAUUCAUCGACAUGUCGGAUGGGUUCUGAGAACGAUGAAGAGGCCCCGGGAGUUGUGGAUGGCGAGUUACGUGUUCAUGGGGUGAGGGGUGUUAGGAUCGCCGAUACGAGUGUUUUCCCUAGGAUUGUGAGUCAUCAUCCUAUGGCUCCUGCGGUGAUGGUCGCGGAAAGAUGUGCGGAUUUCAUCGUCGAUGAUGCGGGUAAAGAGGAGUGA
Messenger RNA from Sclerotinia sclerotiorum 1980 UF-70, 1878 nucleotides. RefSeq lists its product as hypothetical. NCBI's taxonomy places the organism in Eukaryota, Fungi, Ascomycota, Leotiomycetes, Helotiales, Sclerotiniaceae. The record is from RefSeq and is a predicted model, not a curated record. Gene Ontology annotation, molecular function: oxidoreductase activity, acting on CH-OH group of donors; flavin adenine dinucleotide binding. Bases 1 to 1878 code for a protein of 625 amino acids. The transcript is spliced from 5 exons.